Messenger RNA from Aspergillus tanneri, 405 nucleotides. RefSeq lists its product as uncharacterized. The coding region runs from base 1 to 405 and encodes 134 amino acids. The record is from RefSeq and is a predicted model, not a curated record. Lineage: Eukaryota; Fungi; Ascomycota; Eurotiomycetes; Eurotiales; Aspergillaceae. The transcript is spliced from 3 exons.
AUGACUAUGACCAUGAUUAGACUGGACAUCGCGAAUCAAUAUGGUCUGAGCGCGCGAUAUCAACGCACGAUUGACUUGACCUCUGAUGGAUUCCCGCAUAAUCUUAUUCAGCACUCGAUCAUGUUGAUUCACAUCAUUAGCCUGCGGAUUGCUGGUGCAGUUGGGUCGGAUGCUCUUGUUUCGGAUCGAAGAGAAGGGGAUGGGGGGUCAGAACGCAAGCUACGCGGGGACCCCGCGCUGCCUAGGCGUCUCGACAAGUUUACCGACGUCGACGCGGUAGUGCAGGGAGCGACUAGUUUGAUGAGGAAUAUUGGUCGGAUGGAAGAAAAUAUCCCGCCGCCGUUGGAUGUGCGUCGGAAUCAGAUCAUGGUGCUGGAAAAGAAGGUAGAGAUUGUCAUACUGUGA